AUGACAGCACUUGAACUUGAAAUACAACAACAACAACUCUUACAACUACCACGAGUAGUACAACAAGUACUAGUACAACAACUACUAGCACUAACACUACGAAUACUACAACAACUACCAGUACAACAACUUCCAGCACUAGCGCCACGAGUACUACAACAGUUAUUAGUACAGCAACUAGCAGUACUACCAUUACGAGUACUACAACAAUUACCAGUACUACAACAAUUACUAGCACUACAACAACUACCAGUACAACAACAAUUACUAGCACUACAACAACUACCAGUACUACAACAAUUACUAGUACAACAACAACUACCAGUACAACAACCACUACAUCAACCGCUCCUGGUAAGUGUUGAAAUUACAAAGUAUGAUACAUAA
This is a messenger RNA of Adineta steineri, 387 nucleotides long. The record is from the annotation of a GenBank genome assembly. NCBI's taxonomy places the organism in Eukaryota, Metazoa, Rotifera, Eurotatoria, Adinetida, Adinetidae.